CUGAAGUCCCCUUAAAACCCUCGCGCCUUCCCUCUCUCUCUCUCGGUCCAAAACUUAGCUCGCAUUUUCAGUGAGAAAAACAGAGUUCGCGCCUCUCUCUUCCUACUCUAUCCCCUAUCCAAAACCCCAAUUGCGCUUCUCGAACUCAGCCAUGGCGGCAGAUCCAACUCAGUUCCAGCUCGCUCAACUCGCCGCCGUCCUCGGCCACGACGCAACUCAAUUCGAAGUUCUAAUCACCACCCUUAUGUCCACUUCCAACGAUCAGCGAUCCCAAGCCGAGUCUCUCUUCAACCUCUGCAAACAAACCCACCCAGAUACCCUAUCUCUCAAGCUCUGUCACGUGCUCUCCUCCUCCCCAAACCCCGAGUCACGUGCCAUGUCCGCCGUUCUCCUUCGCAAACUCCUCACACCCAACAACACCAACGACAAUUCCUUCCUCUUCCCCUCUUUAUCUCCUCAAACCCAAUUGACUCUCAAAUCCUCUCUGUUGAAUUCUAUUGUCACCCAGACAGCGAAAUCAAUCAAUAAGAAAUUGUGCGACACUGUCUCGGAGCUUGCGGCUUCUCUAUUACCCGAAAAUCAAUGGCCCGAUUUCUUACCCUUUUUGUUUCAAUGUGUAACAUCUGAUAAUAUGAAGAACCGUGAGAGUGCGUUGUUGAUUUUUGCUCAAUUGGCACAGUAUAUUGGGGAGACACUGAAUUUACCUCUGGAGAAUUUGCAUUCGGUUCUAUUGCAGUGUUUGGGAACAGGUAUGGAUUCGGAUGUUCGAAUUGCGGCGUUAGGGGCUGCUAUUAAUUUCAUACAGUGUUUAGAAGGGAGAGUGUUGGACAAGUUUCGGGACUUGUUGCCAUUGAUGAUGUCUACGUUGACGGAGGCUUUGAAUUGUGGGAAUGAGGCCGCGGCUAGUGAAGCAUUGGAGUUGUUGAUUGAGUUGGCGGGCACGGAGCCGAGGUUUUUGAGAAGGCAAAUUGUGGAGGUUGUGGGGACAAUGUUGCAGAUUGCGGGGGCUGAGAGUUUGGAGGAGGGUACGAGGCAUUUGGCCAUUGAAUUUGUUGUUACAUUGGCUGAGGCAAGGGAGAGAGCUCCAGGGAUGGUGAGGAAGAUGCCUCAAUUUGUGAGAAAAUUGUUUGAAAUUCUGAUGAAGAUGUUGGAGGAUAUUGAGGAUGAUCCUAAGUGGCACAAUGCGGAUAAUGAGGAUGAUGAGGAUGCGGGGGAGACAGGUAAUUAUGGGUUUGGACAGGAGUGUUUGGAUAGGUUGUCGAUUUCGUUGGGUGGGAAUAGUAUUUUGCCUGUUGCUUCGGAGGUGGUGCCAGUGUAUUUGGCUGCUCCUGAGUGGCAAAAGCAUCAUGCAGCACUCAUUGCGCUUGCACAGAUUGCAGAGGGUUGCUCAAAGGUGAUGAUAACAAAUUUAGAACAAGUGGUGUCAAUGGUUUUGAACUCAUUUCAAGAUCCACAUCCUCGCGUGCGGUGGGCAGCUGUCAAUGCAAUUGGGCAAUUAUCUACGGAUCUGGGUCCUGACUUGCAAGUCCAAUAUCAUCACCGGGUGCUGCCUGCAUUAGCUGCAGCCAUGGACGACUUCCAGAAUCCAAGAGUACAGGCCCAUGCUGCUUCGGCAAUUCUAAAUUUUAGUGAAAAUUGCACUGCAGACAUCCUAUUGCCUUACUUGGAUGGGACGGUGGCCAAAUUGCUUGUCCUGUUACAGAAUGGGAAGCAAAUGGUGCAGGAGGGUGCUUUGACAGCAUUGGCAUCAGUUGCUGAUUCGUCGCAGGAUCAUUUCCAAAAAUACUAUGAUGCUGUUAUGCCUUACUUGAAAGCUAUUUUGGUGAAUGCAACUGACAAGACUAAUCGCAUGCUUCGUGCCAAAGCCAUGGAGUGCAUUAGUUUGGUUGGAAUGGCUGUUGGAAAGGACAAGUUUAGGGAUGAUGCUAAGCAGGUUAUGGAAGUCCUUAUGACAUUGCAAGGAUCCCAAUUGGAGGCCGACGAUCCAACAACAAGUUACAUGUUGCAAGCAUGGGCCAGACUUUGCAAGUGCCUUGGGCAGGAUUUCCUCCCUUACAUGAAUGUUGUCAUGCCCCCUUUGCUUCAAUCUGCUCAACUGAAGCCAGAUGUUACCAUUUCAUCUGCUGAUUCAGACGCUGAUAUUGACGAUUCUGAUGAUGAAAGUGUUGAGACUAUUACACUUGGGGAUAAAAGGAUAGGGAUCAAGACAAGUGUUCUUGAGGAAAAGGCUACAGCUUGUAACAUGCUGUGCUGCUAUGCUGAUGAGUUGAAGGAAGGGUUUUUUCCAUGGAUUGAUCAGGUUGCCCCUACGUUGGUUCCGCUUCUAAAGUUUUAUUUUCAUGAAGAAGUUAGGAAGGCUGCUGUUUCAGCCAUGCCGGAGUUGCUGCGUUCAGCUAAGUUAGCAGUAGAGAAGGGGCAGUCUCAAGGUCACAAUGACUCUUAUAUUAAGCAGUUAUCUGAUUACAUCAUACCUGCUUUAGUGGAGGCGUUACACAAGGAACCUGAGACAGAAAUUUGUUCAAGCAUGUUGGAUUCUUUGAAUGAAUGCAUACAGAUUUCUGGGCCUCUUCUGGACGAAAACCAAGUAAGGAGCAUAGUGGAGGAGAUUAAACAGGUCAUUACAGCCAGUUCAACUAGGAAAAGAGAAAGAGCUGAGAGAGCCAAAGCAGAGGAUUUUGAUGCAGAGGAAGGCGAACUGCUAAAGGAAGAAGAUGAGCAAGAAGAGGAACUUUUGGAUCAAGUUGGUGAUUGCUUGGGCACUUUGAUCAAAACGUUUAAGGCUUCUUUCUUGCCUUUCUUUGAUGAACUAUCGUCAUAUUUAACUCCUAUGUGGGGUAAGGAUAGAACAGCUGAGGAGAGAAGAAUUGCCAUUUGUAUAUUUGAUGAUGUUGCUGAGCAAUGUCGAGAAGCAGCUCUUAAAUACUAUGACACUUAUCUUCCUUUCCUUCUGGAAGCAUGCAAUGAUGAAAACGCGGAUGUCCGCCAGGCAGCUGUUUAUGGAAUUGGGUUAUGUGCAGAGUUUGGUGGAUCUGUGUUCAGACCAGUUGUUGGGGAAGCUCUUUCCAGAUUGGAUGUGGUAAUAAAACACCCUAAUGCACUGCAUUCAGAUAGUGUGAUGGCAUAUGACAAUGCUGUUUCAGCUCUUGGAAAAAUAUUUCAAUUUCAUCGUGACUGUAUAGAUGCAGCAAAGGUUAUCCCUACAUGGUUAAGUUGUUUGCCUAUAAAGGGUGAUUUGAUUGAGGCCAAAGUUGUUCAUGACCUGCUUUGUUCAAUGGUGGAAAGGUCAGAUGGGGAACUUUUAGGGCCCAACAAUCAAUAUCUUCCAAAAAUAGUUGCAGUGUUUGCUGAGGUUCUUUGUGCGGGUAAAGAUUUGGCAUCAGAGCAAACUCUCAGUAGAAUGAUUAAUCUACUAAGGCAGCUUCAGCAAACAUUACCACCCGCUGCUCUUGCUUCAACCUGGUCAUCCUUGCAGCCUAAGCAGCAGCUUACACUGCAAUCCAUCCUUUCUUCUUAGUUCCUAUGCUAUGUUUGGCAUAUUAUCACUUCUCUUUGGGGGUGAAAGCUUUUUGUGUGGGGUCAGUUUGUAUUAUGCGUUUCAGUAUCCAUUCUUUUUCAAUAUAUCUGAUGUGCCUUUUUGCGUGCACUUUUUAAAAUGCAUACCUGCACUAUUGAUUGCAUGGGGUUGAAAGUAACAGAGUUUUGGUAUAAAAUGUGUAUAUUACAAGCAUUAUUCAUUGUAUGUCAUAAGAUGAGGGAAAAGAACACGAUUUGUAGUUGUCAUUGUGAAUCAAGAGUGUGUAUGAGGUUGCGGCUUGCCAUAGUCAAAUUUUGUAGAACUGCUGUUGUUUGCUCGAGUAUGUAAACACUUGCACUCUAUUGUAUUGGUUUCUUAUCCUUUUCUGU
Molecule: messenger RNA, 3903 nt
Organism: Ilex paraguariensis (yerba mate)
Lineage: Eukaryota; Viridiplantae; Streptophyta; Magnoliopsida; Aquifoliales; Aquifoliaceae
Source: the annotation of a GenBank genome assembly